Messenger RNA from Danio aesculapii, 879 nucleotides. RefSeq names its product secreted frizzled-related protein 5. Gene Ontology annotation, biological process: non-canonical Wnt signaling pathway; negative regulation of canonical Wnt signaling pathway; canonical Wnt signaling pathway. The record is from RefSeq and is a predicted model, not a curated record. The coding region runs from base 1 to 879 and encodes 292 amino acids. Gene Ontology annotation, molecular function: Wnt-protein binding. The transcript has 4 exons. Lineage: Eukaryota; Metazoa; Chordata; Actinopteri; Cypriniformes; Danionidae.
AUGAAGCUGGCCACGUUCGCUUUACUGGUGCUCCUGCUUGGCAUAGGUGCCAUGCCCAACGGACACUGGGAACAUCAAGGAUCCUCUCGUUGUGUGCCCAUACCAGCCAAUAUGGCCUUGUGCCAAGGUCUGGGCUACAGCAGCAUGCGGAUGCCCAACUUGCUGGGACACGAAUCUCCAGCUGAAGCGGUGCAGCAGAGUACCAGCUGGCUGCCACUCCUCGCCCGAGAGUGCCACCCGCACGCCCGCAUCUUCCUCUGCUCACUCUUCGCUCCUGUGUGUCUCGAGAGGAUCAUUUCACCAUGUAGGAGUUUGUGUGUUUCGGUUCGGGACAGCUGUGCCCCCAUCAUGAACUGCUAUGGUUACCCUUGGCCGAGAAUACUACAAUGUGACCAGUUUCCCAAAGAUCACCUAAUGUGCAUCUCCUCGGUUGCCAAUCUGCAAAACGGCACCAACAAUGAAGGACGAGUGGUGCCGCGUGCUAGUUGCACAGACUGUGAAUUAGAAGAAGCCACGUCAUCCAAAGAACUGCUCGACCUCUUCUGUAAAAGUGACUUUGUGGUUAAAGUGCGUCUAACUAAACUGAACUCCAGCAGUUCCGUUCUGACCAUGUUCUCUUUGGGGUCUCGGCUGGAGGUCUUAAAACACGGCCCGCUGCUGGGAGGAGAAAUGAGGAGCCGUUUGACACUGUGGCUGGAGCGAGACGCCACCUGUGUGGGCAACCUGACCCGCAACCACCCAGAUGGAGGAACCUUCCUGUUGACAGGCACUGUGACAGGCAAGAGGCUGCUGGUCAAUAAAGCUUUUAGCUGGGGAAAACGACAGCGCCACCUCAACCAAGCAGCACGCAAGUGGAAAAGCCAUCGGUGUAGAGGGUAG